Glossina fuscipes is the source of this 4035-nucleotide messenger RNA. RefSeq lists its product as uncharacterized. The coding region runs from base 128 to 3748 and encodes 1206 amino acids. NCBI's taxonomy places the organism in Eukaryota, Metazoa, Arthropoda, Insecta, Diptera, Glossinidae. The transcript is spliced from 9 exons. The record is from RefSeq and is a predicted model, not a curated record.
UAUCAAAAAUUAAGCGAGAUUCAUAAAAUAAAAUAAGUAAACCGUUUAAUAAUAAUAAUGUUUAAUAAAUAGUUUAAGCAGAUGUUUGGGCUCGUAACAUUUAUUACGCAAAAAGAACAAGAAAAAUAUGGCAUCAAAAAUACCCAGGCAAGCAACCUGCAAAAGUAGACAAAUUCUUGGCUUUGCAGUGCUCUUGGUAUUUCUAACAUUUAUCCAUAAUACGGAGGAAAUAUCUUUUGGCUGGGGAAGUUAUGGAACAAGUGAUGAGAGUAAAGGCAACGGUGGAGGAGGUGGUGGUGGUGGUAAUAGUGAAGGUCUUAGCAAAAUGCUGAACAGAAAGCGUACCAUAGAGAAGAAAUUCAAAUUCCAUAAACUCGAGCGUACUGAAAUUGAAGAUGAUGACGAAGUUAAUUAUGAUAACGACGAUGAAGAGAAUGAUGCAAUUACUAAAGAAACUAAUGAGGAAGACGAAGAUAAUGCAUCUAAAGCAAACAGUAAUGACAAAGAUAAUAACAACAAUAAUAACGAUGACGAAAAUACUGAUUUUACUAAGAAAAGCGUUAAGAAAACGAUACGCACUAAAUUUAUAUAUUCCGACAAAAAAGACAAAGACCUCCGCGAUGAUAACGAUGAUGAUGAUAAUGAUGAUGAUAAUAAUGGUGAUAAUGAUGAUGAUGCUGACAAUGAUGACGACGAAGACGAUGAGGCAGAAUAUCAAUUUCGUAAGGCACGUAAAGCUCGUAAAUAUACCAAUUUAAAGGACGGAAAAUUCAAGAAAUCAACGGAAGAAAAGUCUUCUGGAUCUUGGCUAACAAUUAUAUUUGGUAAUUUUUUUGGUGGAGGUGAGAGUAAAGAAAAAGAUGAUGUUGACGGUGAACACGAUGAUCGCUCAGCUGAAGAAUCGAAGGAGCAAAGCAACAGCAUUAUUGAUUGGAUAAUGUGGUUGAGUGAGAAAUUUCAGAAGGAUAGCGAAAACUCUGCUGAACAAGAUGCUAAUAAUGGCGAAGAGAGUUGGUUGGACUAUUUGAAUCGCUGGCCUUUUAAUAGCCUUUUUCCCAUAGGUAAAACAGCAAAACCCAUCAAAAUGCCUAAAUCAUAUGCUAAGAAACAUAAACGUAUUAACGAUCGUGAAGAAGAUGAUAGCGAAAAUGGUGAUGCAGAUGCGGCCAGCGAAGAAAAUUUUGAAUCUUUACUCCGAAAUCUGCCUUUAUUUACGUUAGAUCCUUUAAUCAUACCUGACAGCGAAUGCCGUCAACAAAUGCAGAUAUUUCAGCGUCAACUCAAAGGUCAUAAACUUUGGACCCUUCAGAUGCUAGACGCUACGGCGAAAGUAACUAAUGGCCUCUUGCGCGGCAACAUCAAUCAAUUUGGAGACUUUUCUAUGUGUACUGACAUCAAAACGUUAGUUAAAGUAACUUCCGAUCAGCCAGUGCGCAUACGUGGCAAAUAUUGCUUGGCACACAUUGAAAUACAAGCCACUGCAUCCACUUUACGGGUUCCGGUCCAUAUGAUGCACGGUCGCGGUUUAUUUAAAGGUCACUUGGGAAAUCCCAAUCAUUUCAUACCACGUUAUGGUGUAGCCAAUGUGGGUAUAUGUGUACCAAACACCUGCUCAGGCCAAAUGAUACAGGAAAUGAUUUUAUCGAGCCUGCAAAUUUAUAAUAAUACAGGUGUGGAACUUCAUGCAGAAGUAGACGACAGCGAUUGCUAUGUAAAGCAAAGCAAAAGCUUUAUGAAAAUUAUAAAAAAGGAUAAAAAAUUCUGCGCUACAUUAUUAUAUUUAUUAGGUUUGGGAUUAUUGUUGGUUUCAACCAUGAUUUGGGAAUACUGGUCUCAUAUAAAACCCAUUAUUGACAAAUUCAUGUUACUACUACAAUCGCUAAGAUUGCUAUUGAGAUCGAAAGGUCAAACGACGGAGGGGAAUGAAAGGUCAGAACAAGGAGAAAUAGAAGAAGAGGAAGAACAAAUCAAUCUUAAAGAAGAUGAGGAAGUAAACCAUAUUGAAGAAGAAGAAACUGGCAAAGAAAAUCCAUCGCUUUAUAUUUUGGGUUUGGAAAUUUUCAAAUCAUUUUCACCUAAACGCACUCUUAACGUUUUAUUAACACCCGAUACACAUGAUUUACAAUUUCCGUUGUUUCACGUGCUUAAAAUUGGCGCCACUUUUAUGUUGUAUUUAUGUUUAAAAUUUUUAAUGUUUGGCCAUUUGCCAAUAACUAACCGUGACGACGUUAUACACACUUUCGACCAUUCGUGGAGUAUAUUGAUUCGAAAUCCGAUGAUAUAUAUCGACACGUUACUCUUAAUAAGUGGAUUUCUUUCGGCUUAUCAACUGUCAGAGGAAAUGGAACAAAAAUCAUAUAUACAACUGCUAAAGAGGGUGUCCUUGAAAGUUACCAGAUAUUUACCCACGGUUUAUAUGUUAAUAUGUUUUCAAACUUGGAUUUUACCGCAUAUGAAUUCAGGCCCAUUAUGGACAAAUUUAGUCGGAGAAAAUGCUCGAUUAUGUGAGGAACAGUGGUGGCGCAACUUAUUGAGUUUACAAAAUGCCAUUGACUUCGAAGAAACUUGUUCCCCGGUUACGGUUCAAUUGGCAUUAGAAGUUCAACUGUAUCUGUUGGGCCCUUUGGUAGUUUGGCUUUAUUACACAGAUUCCGAUGCUGGAUUUUUUAUGUAUGGAGCCUUACACGCCAUGUCCGUGGCAGCUAGAUAUUCAUUAACACAGCGUGAACAUUUAUCGAUGACUCUAUUUCAUGGCAUUAACGUCAGUAAAUUUUAUCGAACUGCUAACAACUUGUAUGCAUCGCCGAUAAGUCGGGCCACUUCUUAUUUAUUGGGCUUGGGAGCUGGUAUUUUUCAAAAAUCCCAUCAAGGUGUAGUCGAUUUAUCAGCCGAAUUAAUGCCAGUUGGAUGGACUCUAGCUACCUUAGGUAUUCUAUGGUGCUUUUGGUCCCCAGCAAGCGGUAUGCGGACCGAUUAUGUUUACUCUUCAAAUGAAGCUGCAUCUUAUGCCUCUUGGUGUCCUCUAAUAUACGGUUUAAGCUUGUGCUGGUUUAUUUUUAUGCUGUCGAAAACUGAAAAUUCGCUUAUAAAAUUUUUAACAACAUCACAGUCGAUAGUUACAUUAUCACGCUUAGUAUUUCCCAUGCAAUUAAUUACGUUUGUAGUGAUAUUGUACAACACAGCUGGCGUUAAGGAACCAAUUAAGUUUCAUGUCACUGAUUUGAUUAAUCCUGUGGAGUUAAUAAUGAUUUUCGUCGGCGCCUUGAUUCUGGCAUUUUUAAUUGAUAUACCUUCGCAAAAUAUACGACACUUGGUAAUUAAUCGUAUCUUUUUAGAACGACCUUUGUCUAUACAUGAAAAUGAAGAGCAUGAUCCACUAUCAGGAACUGAAGUAUCUGAUGCGUCGGAGGAACAUAGUGAAUGCUUAACAAGCGAUAGUCCAGAACCAGUAGAUUUUGUCUUCGGAUCUGAAUCUGAGGAGGCUGAGCGACUCUUCUCCUCUAAUCGUGUCAAUUCGGCUGAUAAAAAGAACAAAAAAGAAAUUGAAGCAAAAAUUAUCGAAAAAAACGCUAUAGAAGAAAUUGAAGAGGAAGAAGAAGAGGAAGAACAAGAAGAGGAGGAAAUUGAAGAGGAAAUUAGUGAAGCAGAGGAAGUGAAAAAAAGACCCGAAAGUCCAGCUAUAACAAAAUCAGAGCCAGUGGAGGAGACACCUUACAGGCGAAGACGUAGACCGCUAUCAGAGGAUUAGAUGUAGAAGUUGACCUUUUUCAGUAAAUUCAUUUCUUUUCAUCUUUUCAUAUUCUUUUCUAUUACAUUAAAACUGCCGGAAGACUUGAUUUUGGUUCCUUAAAUUGAUCAGAUACGCGAAAAAUAGCCCUUGACGGAUAAGAGACUAUUUGUCUCUUAAUUCAAUAGAUAUUUAAAAGACCGUGCAUUAAUAUGCUUAAAUGCACGUGCGUGUGAGUGUAGGUAUAUAUUAAUAUACGUAUAUAUGGAUGUGUAUAAAUGUGUAUGUAUGUACGCGUGUGUGUGUGU